AUGCAGACAUCGCAUUGACAUUGUUGUGUGCUGGUUGUAAACUUGUGACGUUCGACUGAGUCUGAUGCCGAGAAAUAAAAUUAAAUUUAGGACUUUCUUACUUAAGGAGGACUCAUUAGAGUCUUGACUCUUGUUGGAGAGGAAAGAAAAGGUAAUGAUUUCAGGUGACCAGCCAAAUGCUCAUUCAGACCAGUAGCAUGGAGUCACAGGGCUGGACCGAGUCACAGGGCUGGACCGAGUUCUGCGAAACCGAGGCGCACAAGGCUGCUGUGAUCUUCGCACGCAACUACCGACAAUACAUGAUGGUGGCAGCAAACUCCUCUGCCAACCAUCCUCAGGUAUCAGAGCCCAUGCCCAAGGAAAAUCCUACAAGGUUUGCCCAACGUUUCACCGAACACUUCUUCGAGCACUUUGAAGCUGAAGCGAGGCGAGGGUUCCAUUCAGGAAACCUCGUCGAGACCAAUGUGGAAAAUGACAAUGCAGCAAAUGCGGAGUUGAACGGCGUCAGGCCGGAGAGCCAAGAAUCAUUGAACUCGUCGUGGGGACGAUCGACCAACUUGGAAACCAGUAGUUCAGAAGAAAUCCAUCAUAAUAACCAGCUGGCCGACAGCCUCACGGGAAUGGACAGGGCCUUCUCCCUAGGAAACAAAGACAUUGGUCGAAAGCUCUCCUUCCGAAAUGUCCGCAACAACUUCCGGAGGCGGUUCUGGCCUCAGCCGGACAAGGAUCGGGAGCGAGAGCGCUAUAACUUGAGGGAUAUCGUCAGGGAAGGCAUCAUCAAUUUUCUAAGCGGGGAGGACAACCAAGGAAGGCAACGAUGGGAUCGGACCAGGCUUGUCUUGAUGAAGAGAAAUGAGGGAUAUGUCUUGGACUUCUAUACUCCUCCUAAGUCAUCCAAACCCAAGACCGGCAUCUUCUGUUUCUUGAUUGAGGAUGUGAGGGAGACGACAGCGUUAGAACUUCCCGAGAGAGAACACACGAUAGUUCUGAAGUCUGUCGGUAACUUAGAGUACGUCAUCCAGGCCCAGAGUGUGCAAGACAUGCAGUCAUGGCACACGCACAUCAACAACUGCAUGAGGACGAGUCUCAAUGCCAACCUACUAGGAGGGAGAACCAAUGGUGUGUCCAACAGUAGCUCCGUCCUCACAACCACCAAUGGUAAUGUCGGCAAUGUCGGCAACAUUGCCAACAUUGGCAACACCGGCAACAUCGGCAAUAUCGGCAACGUUGGCAAUACUGGUGGUAGCCAAGGGAGUGUCGGGAGUAGCCUUGCAGGUGACAGGAUUCCACCAAGACCGCUUCCCAUGCUGCCUAGCCAUCCACCACCCUCCCCUCCCCAUGGUGCAACGGGUUCGGUAUCGACUAGCGUUCAGCCUCCGCCCAGAAUCAAGCCAGCUCUUACCAUCAAUAUACCAUCUCAACAAGCCAACUUAACCAACGGUGCCUCAAGAAGUCCCCCGACUCCAGAGACCUCCACAGGUGGGCAGACGUCGAGCAGGGAUGCCUCCCCUCCAGGUACCCCGCCCCCUCAAGUACCCCCGAGAAGGCAUCACGAGCUCAACAGGAGUCGGUCGCUAAGCAACGACUCAGAACCAGUCGGUCAGAGGAUAGAAGUCCCCCCACCUCAGAGCACCACCACCAUCGAUAGCAUCCAGGACGAGCACCCCUUGACCCAGUACCCCUGGUUCCACGGCACCCUCUCAAGGAUAGACGCCGCCCAGCUGGUGCUGCAAGGAGGCCCUAUACGGCACGGCGUGUUCCUGGUGCGGCAGAGCGAGACGAGGAGAGGGGAGUGCGUUCUCACGUUCAACUUCCAUGGAAGGCCGAAGCACCUCCGGCUGACCCUCGACCCCGACAACCGCUGCAAGGUCACGCACAUGUGGUUCGAGUCCAUCUUUGAGAUGCUGGAUCACUUCCGCACGCACCCGAUACCGCUGGACAGCCGCGACGGCUCCUCCCAGCCGGACGUCACCCUCACCGAGUUUGUACCCAACUCCCAGUCCAUCAGCACCCCCAGCUCACCCCUCACCCCCGACCUCCCCAUCGACUUUGAGUCGGGGAUUCCCCACUCGGAAUUCAUGGACAUACCAAACCCCUUUGAGAUGGGCGUGUCGGACCAGUCGUCGGGCGGCGGCCGCCUCAGCUCGCAUUCGUCGCUCGAACGGCAGAACGGCCAGCACGCAGCACAUAAAGCAGUGCGGAACCAGUAUUCAUUUGUAUAGGGAGAGAGAGAAAGAGAUAAAGAGCA
Messenger RNA from Strongylocentrotus purpuratus (purple sea urchin), 2248 nucleotides. Its product is annotated as SH2B adapter protein 2. The record is from RefSeq and is a predicted model, not a curated record. Lineage: Eukaryota; Metazoa; Echinodermata; Echinoidea; Camarodonta; Strongylocentrotidae. Gene Ontology annotation, cellular component: plasma membrane. Bases 177 to 2222 code for a protein of 681 amino acids. Gene Ontology annotation, biological process: intracellular signal transduction. The transcript is spliced from 8 exons. Gene Ontology annotation, molecular function: transmembrane receptor protein tyrosine kinase adaptor activity.